UCUAUUGCUCAUGGUGUAUGUGUUGUUAUUGAUGGCAUUGACGGCCAUGAGCGUUGUGCUGUCAGUAUUCAUCUUAAAGCUCCACCACAGGCCAUCGGACAAGCCUCUCGGAAGACGAGCCACAAAAAUUAUAAUUUUUCUCCAGAAACUGAUGUGUAGUCAAGAUCAACGACUUCCUGUAAUAACUGAAAUCAAAAGGUCUUCUCAAGAUGACGAAGCUGUUUCAACCAUCGACAUACACAGGAAACACAAGAACAAGACCACAGCUGUCGUCCCUUACGACAACAACCAAGAAGCAGACGACAGUCGCUGUGGGUCUGCCCUCAGCAGUCAAAGGUCAGCGCAGGUCAGUGACGUCAGUGGUCAGCAGUCGGCGGAAACACUGAGCACCUUGUUGUUCUACUUUUCUCUUCUCUUCCUCGUCAUCAAAACCAUUGUCUUUAUUAUCAUUCUGGUUGUUGGUGGGGCCAGGCAGGAGGAGAACACACGGUUUACCUGACAA
Messenger RNA from Pomacea canaliculata, 502 nucleotides. RefSeq lists its product as uncharacterized. NCBI's taxonomy places the organism in Eukaryota, Metazoa, Mollusca, Gastropoda, Architaenioglossa, Ampullariidae. Gene Ontology annotation, biological process: monoatomic ion transport. The record is from RefSeq and is a predicted model, not a curated record. Gene Ontology annotation, cellular component: membrane. The transcript is spliced from 2 exons. Bases 11 to 499 code for a protein of 162 amino acids.